AUGAGUGCAGAUACAGAUGUAAACGAAAGUGCUUGGCCGGAGGCAGAAGAACAGCAGGAUGAACCUGAUGGCACCCUUCCUGGCUCAACAAAUUACCAAGAAACAAAAGUAAGAUUUUCUCCAGCCAAAAUGUCAACCAAGAAUGCUACAGAUCUAGUUGAAUAUGUUGACAGGGGUCCUUCUUUUCUACCCGACAUUCAGAACACCCAGACAACUCAGCUGGAAGACCGACUGAAUAAUCAGGAGCGCACCAUCGCCUUCCUCCUAGAACAAGCCUUCCGCAUCAAGGAUGACAUUUCUGCUUGUCUCCAGGGGACCCAUGGCUUUCGAAAAGAAGAAUCUCUUGCCAGGAAGUUACUAGAAAGCCACAUCCAAACCAUCACCAGCAUCGUCAAAAAACUCAGCCAGAACAUUGAGAUCUUGGAAGACCAAAUAAGAAUUAGAGAUCAGGCGGCCACAGGAACUAAUCUUGCAAUGCAAGAUUUUAACAUCAAACACCUCCAAGGAGUCGGAGACCUUCGGGGAAGAGUAGCAAGAUGUGAUGCAAGCAUCAUAAAACUUUCUGGAGACAUUCACUUCAUCAAGCAUGAGUACCGUCAAAUUGAAAAAGCAAUUCAAGAGCUCAUGGCUAACAUAGAAACUAUUUCCAAGAACUUGGAUAUGAAGGUGACCCAGAUCUUAGGAAAAAUAGAGACAUCCGCUUCUCAGCAAACCUCAAAUUUAAAGGUAGUCCAGGGAGAUUAUCGCCAUGAAAUGAACCUUUUGGAAUUCAAAUUUAAUUCACUUUCAAAUAAUGUGUAUGAAGAAGUGGCAAACAAUCAAAAAUGGACAGAAGACCAGUUUAUCAAAUACAGAAAAGACCACCUAUGCCACAUAACUGAAUGUCUGAAGGUCCUGCAGGAGAAAUUGGAAAAGACCGAAAACAAAGUGGAUGAAAAGAUAAUACAACUUUCAAGCAAAUUAGAGAAUUUGAUUAACUCACAGAAACAGAAAACAGACCUAAACAAAACAAAGCAUUUAGAAAACAGACUGUCCAAAAAGAUGGAACAAAUGGAAAAGCAGAUCUGGAAUGAAUUAGAGAAAAUUCAAAAUGAGUAUCAGUCAGGAUUUAAAUCAGUUCAUGACUCAAUCAACUCCCUCCAAAAAAUACAGAAAACAAAAAUGGACUUAGAAAAAUAUAAAGUACAGAAAGAUCUAAAGAAAUUACGGCGCAAGAUAGUGGAACUCCAUGAAGUGUAA
Dipodomys ordii (Ord's kangaroo rat) is the source of this 1239-nucleotide messenger RNA. It is a transcript of the gene Fam81b, whose product is annotated as family with sequence similarity 81, member B. The record is from RefSeq and is a predicted model, not a curated record. NCBI's taxonomy places the organism in Eukaryota, Metazoa, Chordata, Mammalia, Rodentia, Heteromyidae. The transcript is spliced from 10 exons. Bases 1 to 1239 code for a protein of 412 amino acids.